This is a messenger RNA of Fusarium coffeatum, 693 nucleotides long. RefSeq lists its product as uncharacterized. Bases 1 to 693 code for a protein of 230 amino acids. Gene Ontology annotation, cellular component: mitochondrial small ribosomal subunit. The transcript has 2 exons. NCBI's taxonomy places the organism in Eukaryota, Fungi, Ascomycota, Sordariomycetes, Hypocreales, Nectriaceae. Gene Ontology annotation, molecular function: structural constituent of ribosome. The record is from RefSeq and is a predicted model, not a curated record.
AUGGGAGGCAGACAGAUCCGACCCGCAAGGGUCCUCCAGACCGUGACGCAGGAACUCAACCACACCAUACUCGGCGGCAAGACGAUCCCUACGCCGCCAUGGUACAAUAUCAUUCAAUCAGUCCCUCCCGCCGAGACCCUCGUCCGAAACGUCACUCCUCGACUUCAAAAGGGUUCGCGCAAACAAACGAAGCCAAAGAAACUCUUCCGACCUCAAACGAUAACAUACGUCGAAGAUACACUACGAAGCACUUUCUACAGAGACCACCCUUGGGAGCUUGCGAGACCUCGUGUUAUUCUUGAGUCGGAUGGAAAGGAUUACCAUGUCAUCCAGCGCCAGCUGUGGCUGAUGAAUCACGAUAAACGUGAUUUAAAAGAGGCAUACGAUAUUGUUCGCCAUGAAUUCUACCGUCUGCGCCAAGAGGAAGAGAUUGAGAAGCGAGUGGCUCAAGAGGAAGCCAAGCAUGUAGGCGCUUACUUUGGCCAGACCCGCAUCGAUGUCGCCCACACUCUCGAAGACCGUGAGUUCGAGAACUGGAAACUCUGGGCUGGAAAGGAGACAGAGCGCAUGGAGCAGAGCCGCAACUCGGAGAUUGAGGACUUUGGCCUGGAAGAUGAGGCGGAUGCUGUCGAGGAUCCAGAGGAGCAGCCAGAGGUUAAGGCUGAGGCCGCAGAGGGCAAGAAGUCACCUUGA